AUGGAGUUAGUUUCGUGGGUGCCGCCGAUUCGUGACUUCCUAGCCGCCAUUGAAGACGGAGAUCACUGGAGCCAACCCCUAUAUGUCGGGAGCUGCUGUUGUGGACCGCCACUGCUGUUGAGGGUCGCCAUUACGACGCUGCUGCCAGAGAAGCAAGCUGGGGAGGAGCCCUGUCGUUGGUCGAAGUCCACUGCCGCCGAUCCCUCUUCUCCUCUUCUUCUGUUAGACCUCGUUUCCCCCAAAUUCAUAGUCGUACCCCCGUUCCCCUGUUUCCCCAGUCUCCUCUUCCGCCAUAAUCGAAGGACUAUUACCAUUUUUCUGAUAAUUGACGUGCUCUGUGUGCUUCGACGUACUCUGCGAUCCUCUCACUCCUCUUGUAUAUUCCGUCGUGCGCCGCCUGCUCCGACAAUCGAUAGGCUAUGA
Lactuca virosa is the source of this 423-nucleotide messenger RNA. The record is from the annotation of a GenBank genome assembly. NCBI's taxonomy places the organism in Eukaryota, Viridiplantae, Streptophyta, Magnoliopsida, Asterales, Asteraceae.